Messenger RNA from Syngnathus typhle (broad-nosed pipefish), 2735 nucleotides. RefSeq names its product consortin, connexin sorting protein b (gene cnstb). Gene Ontology annotation, cellular component: plasma membrane; trans-Golgi network; transport vesicle. Gene Ontology annotation, molecular function: connexin binding. The transcript has 11 exons. Gene Ontology annotation, biological process: positive regulation of Golgi to plasma membrane protein transport. The record is from RefSeq and is a predicted model, not a curated record. Bases 712 to 1707 code for a protein of 331 amino acids. Lineage: Eukaryota; Metazoa; Chordata; Actinopteri; Syngnathiformes; Syngnathidae.
AUCCAGUAAGGUUGCAAAUUCCCCGGAUGGAAGGGUAAACAAGAUGAUCGUGGAGGACAGUCGACAAGGCUGAUGUGCACCUGCAUCCAUAAAAACAAGCGCUCGAGACGAAGAUGUGCAAGGACACUUAUAAACAUCAUGCAGCGAUGGGUGCAGGUGAUUAGCUGGGAUGAGCAAAAAACAAUGGAGGCUAUUGGAGAAAGCCAGCGAAUGAAUCUGAUUUUACAUCCAAGCCCUGCGUAAUAAAAGACGUCGCCCAUCUCCCCCUGCUUGCCCAUCGAAGUACCGAGACCUUUUCUGUUCUCGUCAAAGCGAGACCAAGGAAGGACAAACUAAUACCGAGACGAUUACUGAAGAAAAAUACAUGAAAGAAAAGCUGGCUGAGGUGAUGGGUAAUAACACCAGUGAGCCGCCUAAUGGUCCAGACAUUGCAGCUCAUCAGGAUGAUGAUGACAUCAGCAGUGUCACAGCUAAAGUUCAUCAUUGUGACUCAUACUUUAAUAUGAGCGCAUCAUCACGUUGUGACACUUUCCACGAGGGGCAUAUUUGCUUAAGCACACCUUCAUCACGCUGACAUCACGGAUGACACCACCGGGUUUAUUUUCCUGCACUUGACAUUGCUUCCGUCGGGAAACAUGCAAGGCUUCACGUAAAUAAUCGGACAUGAGAAACAGCAGGUGAGUUUCCUAGGUGUUUUGUUCGUUUUCUGGUAUGUUUCCAGGAAGCGUCUCUAGAUAUGGAGCGUCGAGCCUCAGCCCAGAGCUGCUGGCCUCUCUGCAGUCUCUCGGAGAAAAUACUGACUACACACUACUGCCACACUCGCUACACCAGAUCGCAGAAGCCUGCUCACUCCAAGAGGACUACCAGUUGGCCAUCCAGGUUCUCCAGCUAGAGAAGCUCUACCAUGAGCGUGUGCUUUUUAACCUUACUGUCCUGCAGGAGAACUGGGAGAGCCAAUGCAAAGAGAAGGAUGCUGCCAAGAGCUUGCCUCCUGAAACAGACAACAUUGGUCAGAAACACAUUGAGACGCUGAGACACAUCUGUGGGACACACCUCAAACCAUCCCUUGGUGAGGAUAGAACGCUAAUCGACGUAACAAGACAAAGCAAGAAAGAGGCGCCCCAUCAGGGAAAAGCAAGCAACCCUGAAAUAACAAAUGAAGAUGACAAAGAAGCGGGAGAAAUGAUCUCCAAGUCAAAUCAUCCUAACUAUCAUAAACCUGGAAUAUGCGAAGAGACGCUUGAGGAAAUGAAGGAAGAGGAUGAGGAAGAGCAGAACGUGAAGGUGGAGUGGCCAGCAGGAGUUCCGCAGGCAUCAGACACAGACCUGGCAAAACUUUACUAUGUAGAUGGGAGUCUGUCCUCCGAUGGUUUGGUUUCUAUUCUGAAGAGGAGGAGAGCAUCCCUGGAUGGACUGCCACCCCCUGGCAACAUAGACAACAAGAUGAACUCCAAACGCAAAGUUCGCUUUAUUGAGCCGCAAGAUGGCAUGGACCAAGAUGAAGUGGGUGGAGACUCCUGCUUGAUCCUGCUUCUGCUGUGUCUCGUUACCGUGGUGAUCAGCGUAGGUGGGACGGCGCUCUACUGCUCCUUGGUGGACAAGUCGUCCAACAUUUGCACCGACUUCACUCUGAACAUGGACUUCUACGUGACCAACGUGUGGAGUUUCUUCCAAGGUUUCCGACAUUGGCUGCCUCACGGAACAUAAGAGCCAUCGUGUGAAGUCUGAAAUAGUUCUGGGUCAAAGUCACAGACAGGAUGACAUCUGGGAUUUUAGCAUGACUUGGAAAUUGAGUUUUAAUCUCCAAGAAAGACCAAAAUAUAAAAUGUUUUAAGUCAGAAGAUGAUAGUCAACGUUUACUUGUGUGGAUCGUUUAUCCUAGACAAAAUCUUUACCUCAGAAGGGUUCUUGCUACUUUCACUUGUGUCCAUAUUUUAACAUAAAUACUCGUUACCCUCAUUUGUAUCAGUUUGUGGCUUUUUUUUAGUCUGAUGUUCCAAUUAUUCAUGACUUUCCAUUAUGAUUGCAGCUGCAUUGAUCCAUGGAAUUUAUCAUUUGUACUGUGUUUUUUUAAACAAUCUGUAAUAUUUGUUUAGAAGCCAUUUAUUUUAAAUCUAUCCAUCCACACAUUCACCAAAACCGUUAAGCUGGAGUCAAGUGGCGGCUUCAACAGGAAAGCCCAGUCCCCAGUCAAUUCUUCCUACUGUUUUUUUAGGGACCCCAAGGCAUUCCCACGCCAGUCGAGAGACUGUCAUGUCCUAGGUCGUCCCCAGGGCCUCCUUCCGGUUGGACAUGCAAGCAUCCUAAUAAAAUGCACGAGCCACACCCAUCUGGCUCCGCUCAAUAUGGAGGAGCAAUGGCUCGACUCUGAAUCCUUUGUGGGUGACCCAACUUCCCACACUAUCCCUGAAGGAGAGCCCAGGCACCCUGCAGAGGAAACCUAAUUUCUGCCCCUUGUAUUCAGGAUGUUUAUCUGAUGCACUAAUGCCCCAACUGUUUUACAUUCAAAAUCAGAUUUAAUAGAAAAUAGAGUGGGUAUUUUUGGUAUCUCAACAUUUACAGUAGUAUGGUUAGGAAAAAGUUUGGAAUAAUGUUAACUAUUCAUACUCCUUUUAUAUUGAAACAGAUUUUUUGGGGGUAUUGGUAAAAUUAAUAUGAGCUAAAAAUGUGUAACACUGAGGUUCAAUAUAAUAUUGAUAAAAAAAGGGAAUAAAUAAAUCAGCUCAUUAAUUAUU